AUGUCAGGAGCUUUGAACAUGACUCUUGAUGAGAUUGUCAAGAGGGGUAAGAAGAAUGCAAGGUCUGGUGGAAGAGGAAUUUCACGCCAUGGACGUGGUCGUGGUGGACCAAAUGGUUUUCUCGGUGGUGGUGGUGGUGGAAGAGGAAACGGACCUGCUCGAAGAGGUCCUCUUGCUGUGAACUCUCGCCAAUCAACCUUCACCAUUAACAAGCCUGUUCGUAGGAUGAGAACCUUGCCAUGGCAGAGCGAUUUGUUUGAAGAUGGCCUAAGAGCUGCUGGUGUAUCAGGAGUUGACGUUGAAACCAGGGUCCAUAUUACAAAUCUGGACAACGGCGUUACAAAUGAAGAUAUAAGGGAACUCUUCUCUGAGAUUGGGGAGCUUACGAGAUAUGCGAUUCAUUUUGACAAAAAUGGCCGUCCUAGUGGCACAGCUGAAGUGGUGUAUCCGAGAAGAAGUGAUGCGUUUCAAGCUCUGAAGAAAUACAACAAUGUAUUACUGGACGGGAGGCCAAUGAGGCUUGAGAUUUUGGGUGGCAGCAACACUUCCGAGGUGCCUUUAUCGGGUCGUGUGAAUGUGAAUGUCACUGGACUCAACGGGAGGCUGAAGAGAACCGUUGUUAUCCAGCAAGGAGGAGGAAGAGGUAGAGGUCUCAGAGCGAGAGGAGGAAGAGUUCAAGCUCCUGUCAAUCGCCUUCCAGUUCAAAACCGGCAGGGAGGGACGAGAGGAGGAAGAGGAGGGUUUCGUGGUAGAGGUCGUGGUGGUGGUGGCGGUGGCCGUGGACGUGGUGGAAGAGGGAGUGGAAAGAAGCCAGUAGAGAAGUCGGCUGCUGAUCUUGACAAGGAUCUUGAGAGCUAUCACGCAGAUGCCAUGAACACUUCUUAA
This is a messenger RNA of Microthlaspi erraticum, 885 nucleotides long. NCBI's taxonomy places the organism in Eukaryota, Viridiplantae, Streptophyta, Magnoliopsida, Brassicales, Brassicaceae. The record is from the annotation of a GenBank genome assembly.